Budorcas taxicolor (takin) is the source of this 1191-nucleotide messenger RNA. Its product is annotated as putative selection and upkeep of intraepithelial T-cells protein 1 homolog. Gene Ontology annotation, molecular function: signaling receptor binding. The transcript has 7 exons. NCBI's taxonomy places the organism in Eukaryota, Metazoa, Chordata, Mammalia, Artiodactyla, Bovidae. The record is from RefSeq and is a predicted model, not a curated record. Gene Ontology annotation, cellular component: external side of plasma membrane. Gene Ontology annotation, biological process: T cell receptor signaling pathway; regulation of cytokine production. The coding region runs from base 1 to 1191 and encodes 396 amino acids.
AUGGAAAAGACAGGACAGCCUUUCUCUAGACACUUUGUUGCCAUGCUCCUCCUGCAGAUGAUAACACCAAGUUCAGAGCAGUUCACAGCGAAUGGCAUAGAGGGGCCAGUCUUGGCUCCACUGGGUGGAAAAGUUGAGCUCAGCUGCCAGCUGUCCCCACCACAGAGUGCAGAGCACAUGGAGAUACGCUGGUUCCGGAACCACUACAAAAAACCUGUUCACCUGUACAAGGAUGGUAAAGACUUGUAUGUAGAAACCAUCUCUAAUUACGUGGAGCGGACAGAGCUCCUCACAGACACCAUUGGAGAGGGUAAGAUGACCCUCAGAGUCUUUAGUGUGAAUGCUGAUGAUGACGGGACAUACCACCGUUUCUUCAAAGAUGGUGAUUUCUAUGAGGAGGCCAUCACAGAGGUAAAGGUCACAGCUACAAGCCUAGAAAUGCAGAUUCUGGUGCAUCCUCCUAAUGCCAAAGGUCUUUUAGUGGAGUGUAAUUCAGGAGGUUGGUUUCCACAGCCUCAAAUGGAAUGGAGAGACAGCAGAGAAGAGAUCAUCCCACCUUCCUCAAAAUCCCAUUCACAGGAUACAGACAAAUUAUUCAACAUGAAGAUGACCCUUCUAAUACAGAGCACCCAUGGGAAUGUCACCUGCUACCUUCUAAACCCUGUAACUGGUCAAGAGGAGAAGACAAGCAUUGUCCUAUCAAAUAAACUGUUUCUAUGGAAUACAGUUUGGAAGUUGAUUCUGGGCUUAAUUCUGGCUCUACUGCUGACCUUUACCCUGGUAUCCAGUGUUGCUCUACAUUGUAGAUUACAAAGUUGCUCCUGCAAUGCAGUAUCUCCUUGGUUAGUGGGCAUACUAAUAGUCUUGACUUCAUUCAGUAUGAUUGUCUCUCUCAUUUUCUAUUUGCAUUACAAAAAAAGAGUCCCCGUUUCAGAUCCACAUUUCGAGUUGGAUGUCAUGUGGCUGGAGGAUAUGACUGUGAUCCUGUGUGUUCUGAUGGUCUUCAUCACUGUGAUCAGUUCCUCUGCUUACUUUAGACUCAGAGGCCUCCCGCCUCUGAGUGCCAAGCCACUGCUGCUACAGCUGCUGCUUCAGACCCAGACCCCAUCCCAACUAGCUGUGUAUCGAGUUCCUCAACCAGGGAUUGAACCUGUUACCCCUGCCGCGGAAGUGCAGUUUCUUAACCGCUGA